This is a messenger RNA of Podarcis lilfordi (Lilford's wall lizard), 336 nucleotides long. The record is from the annotation of a GenBank genome assembly. NCBI's taxonomy places the organism in Eukaryota, Metazoa, Chordata, Lepidosauria, Squamata, Lacertidae.
AUGAGUGAUCAGAGGCAGAAGAGGGAGCAGACUGGGAGUAGGAGGCUGGAGAGGAGGGCAGCCAAGAGGCAGAGAUCAGGCAGGCUACUGAAGAAGCCGGGGAGUCUCCCCCUCCUGCUGCGACCAGUUUUCCUCUCCACUGGUCUCCUAGAACCCAAAGAGGUUCAAAGCAAAGACGUCUCAGAUUGCUUGGGAAGUAGCCGGGGGAGAAGGAAUCUUAGAGAGUGGUGGGGAGGCAGGGACCUUCAGUCCUUGCAACUGCCUCAUUGGGGCAAGAUCUCCUGGGAAGAGUUGCUGUGCUUACAAGACCUGAGCUCUCUUUGUUUCUUUGAAUAA